This is a messenger RNA of Colletotrichum graminicola M1.001, 1209 nucleotides long. RefSeq lists its product as uncharacterized. The record is from RefSeq and is a predicted model, not a curated record. The coding region runs from base 1 to 1209 and encodes 402 amino acids. NCBI's taxonomy places the organism in Eukaryota, Fungi, Ascomycota, Sordariomycetes, Glomerellales, Glomerellaceae. The transcript has 2 exons.
AUGGCUUCCCAUCAUGACGCGAUCGAUUGCAGCUUCGACCAAGGAAGCAGUGACGACAUCAAUCCACCACCCGACAAGAGCACCGCCAGUGAGGAGAUCAGUAUGGCCACGGAUACGCACACCACACAUGCCGAGCCCAUAUACCCCGCUGGCGACCUCUUCGUCAAUUUACUCAGUCAUGAAAAUUCAGCCAUAGCUGGCUUUCAGCUGUCUUCAAAAGUCUGCAGUGUGGCCUCGAAGACUAUUGCCACAUUGAUCGAUACCACCUGCGGCACCCAGGACGGACGCAAGGUGGCCAGACUCUACGACUGUGUAAACCUUGAGGUGGAUGCCUUUCGAUGCAUCUUCUCCGUCUUGCACUACACGAACACUAACACCUAUCGGCAUCUUCCAGCCAAGGACCUCUUGCAAGUUGCCAAAGUCAGUGCAAUCUUGGACUGUGGCAAGGCACUCGCACCGUGGAUAUGUCUGUGGUGUGACUCGAUACGCCAGGAAAUAGCCGGCCACGACCAACCGAAGACGGAGGAGCUGGGCAUGCUGUUGAGUUCGGCAAUCACCUUCAAGGCGGAAGAGGAGGUUGCCAAGUUGGUGGCAUUUGCUUCCCAUCACCUUCCCAUGAAUUUCCUCGAAAUGUGGGCGAGAAGCCAAGAUCUCAAGGAUUUACACAUGAACAAAUCUCUUAAUGGAUUGCACUUGAAUGUGGCGAAGUUGUUCGCUUGCACCUUCGAGCUUAUCCACUCCAUUGAUGGCGUCUUGAGUAGCCGAAGCCAAGUGUACACCACCGGCCGCAAGCUGUGUCCAAGUUGCGGCCGACGGCAUCCCAGCACUGCCAAAAAGUGUCACCCAUGCCACGAGAUUAUCCUUUGGUCGGAACUCUGCACCAAGCAGCAUCGUAUUGGCGAUUAUCUCAGGAUUCUUACUGACAAAAGGCUGUGGCCCCUUAACGUCCUUUUCAAGGAUGACACAUCGAUUUCGCAGAUUGUGCAGCGGGUCACUAGCAUGUCACUCAAUAUCUCGCAUGCUUGCGGAGGCGGAACGAAAUGUCCCCUGCUUGUCCACAUCAACAGCCUAUUGCCCAAAGUCAAGCACGCCGUGGACGGGGCCGUCCCAGGCGUAGAGCAAGGAGGGAAAGGCAAAGUUCAAGGGGAUUGCGGUGGAGACAAUGGUGGUGAUGCCGCCGGAAGCAGCAACAACAAUGUUGCUAACUGA